AUGCCCGGGUUCUGGUCUGAUAUUUCUGGGUCUGAUGUCUGUGAGACUCCUCCUGUCAACCACCCGGGUACAGCUUUCAGCUAUGUUCAGCCACUGAACACUACCAUCUUGGGUGUUGAUGGCCACUCUCCUCCUGUUUACCCUUCACCGAAGAUCAAUGGUACCGGUGGCUGGGAGACAGCCUUACACAAGGCACAGAAGUGGGUGAAGAAGCUCACAACGGAAGAGAAGGCUUGGAUGGCAACGGGUCAGCCUGGUCCCUGUGUUGGAAACAUCCUGCCCAUUCCUCGUCUCAACUUCACUGGUCUCUGUCUACAGAAUGGACCACAAUGUGUCGAAGAGGGUAGUUAUUCGAGUGUCUUCGUGAGCGGUGUCUCUGCUGCCGCUAGCUGGGACCGAAAGUUGCUGUACGAGAGGGGUAACGCAUUGGCGAAGGAGCACAAAGGAAAGGGUUCCCACGUCAUUCUGGGUCCUAUCGGUGGACCAUUGGGCCGCAGUCCCUACAAUGGUCGUACCUGGGAGGGCUUCGCCGCCGACCCUUAUCUCACGGGUGUUUGCAUGGAAGAGACAAUUAACGGCAUGCAAGAUGCUGGUGUCCAGGCCAACGCAAAGCACUUCAUUGCCUACGAGCAGGAGACACAACGCAUUCCCACAUAUCAACCCGAUGCCAACGCGACCACUUACAUCCAGGACUCGGUCUCUUCGAACCUGGAUGACCGGACUAUGCACGAAAUUUAUAUGUGGCCGUUUGCUAAUGCGGUCCGGGCUCGUGUCGCUAGCGCCAUGUGCUCGUAUAACCGUAUAAACGGUUCUCACGCUUGCCAGAACUCAUACGUCCUCAACCAACUGUUGAAGACUGAGCUUGGUUUCCAGGGAUAUGUCAUGUCUGACUGGGGUGCCACCCACAGUGGAGUGUCAUCUAUUGAGAGUGGUAUGGAUAUGACCAUGCCUGGCGGGUUCACUGAGUAUGGUGAGCUUUGGACGGAAGGAUCCUACUUCGGAAAGAACCUCACUUCGGCGCUGAAGAAUGGCACUGUUGACAUGGACCGUAUGGAUGACAUGAUUGUCCGUAUCAUGACGCCCUACUUCUGGCUUAACCAAGAUCGCAACUACCCGAGCGUGGACGCCUCCGUCGGUCCGAUGAACGUGGACUCGGCUCCAGACACUUGGCUUUACGACUGGCAGUUCACAGGCACAACUAACCGUGACGUGCGCGGUAACCACAGUGCUCUGAUUCGUGCCCACGGUGCUGCCUCGACCGUUCUCCUGAAAAACGAAAAGAACGCAUUGCCGCUUCGCAAGCCUCGCAACAUUAUCAUUGCUGGAAACGACGCUGGUCCUCUGACCCAAGGUCCAGAUACUCUAGGAGACUUUGAAUUCGGUGUCCUCGCCAACUCGGGAAGCUCCGGUGCCUGCCGGUUCAGCUACUUAUCCAACCCCCUAGAAGCGAUCUCUGCUCGAGCCCGCAACGACGGUACAUUGGUCCAAUCGUACCUGAACAACACCCAAAUCGUCGAUACUGGUCUGGAAGCCUUGGCCAUUCCCCAGUACCCUGAUGCCUGCCUUGUCUUCCUGAAGUCCUACUCCGCAGAGGGCGAAGACCGCAGCUACCUGGAGCUGGACUGGAAUGCCAACGCUGUCGUGGAGGCCGUGGCCAAAUUCUGCAACAACACUAUCGUCAUCACAAACUCAGGUGGUGUCAACACCAUGCCAUUUGCUGACAAUGAGAAUGUCACGGCCAUUCUCGCCCAGCACUACGCUGGUGAGGAGACCGGAAACGCAAUCGCUGAUGUUCUCUACGGCGACGUCAACCCAUCUGCCAAGCUGCCUUAUGUCAUUGCAUACAAUGCGUCCGACUACAACGCCCCAAUCACCACUAAUGUGACGACCAACGGUACAUACGACUGGCAAAGCUGGUUCAACGAGGAACUCGAGGUUGGCUACCGGUACUUUGAUGCGCAUAAUAUUUCCGUGCGUUACGAGUUCGGCUUUGGUCUAAGUUACACCACCUUUGACCUACGAAGCCUGAAGGCCAAGACUAAGGCCGCUGGUAAUCUCACUGCUCUCCCUGAGAAACGUCCUGUCCAGCCUGGUGGUAACCCUGCUCUCUGGGAUACCGUUUACACACUCCAAGCGGAGGUUUCUAACACUGGAGAUGUUGGUGGAUAUACUGUGCCGCAGCUGUAUGUCGAGUAUCCUUCCUCGACCCCAGCGGGUACACCACCUAGCCAGCUUCGUGGCUUUGACAAGGUCUGGCUUCGUGCUGGACAGAAGAAAACCAUUACUUUUGAGUUGAUGCGCAGAGAUGUUAGUUACUGGGAUGUUGUUGCUCAGGACUGGCGUAUUCCUGCUAGACAGUUCACCUUCAAGGCUGGAUUCAGCAGCCGUGAUUUCCGUUCCAAUGUGACAGCUACUCUAAUUUCAGCAUAG
Molecule: messenger RNA, 2430 nt
Organism: Penicillium pulvis
Lineage: Eukaryota; Fungi; Ascomycota; Eurotiomycetes; Eurotiales; Aspergillaceae
Product: beta-glucosidase
Exons: 3
Coding region: 1-2430 (809 amino acids)
Biological process (GO): glucan catabolic process
Molecular function (GO): beta-glucosidase activity
Source: RefSeq, a predicted model, not a curated record